Messenger RNA from Physella acuta, 1246 nucleotides. RefSeq lists its product as uncharacterized. Gene Ontology annotation, molecular function: protein binding. The record is from RefSeq and is a predicted model, not a curated record. Lineage: Eukaryota; Metazoa; Mollusca; Gastropoda; Physidae.
UCUUAAAACUCAAAAUAUAAAAUGAUUUUUAAACACAGAGGUUUAAAUAGAUUAAAUGGAAAUUUAAGCUUUAAUUAAAAUGUAUGCUAUUGUAUAAUGGGAAUGUAAUUUCAGCUAGAUCUGUAGAAGUUCAUGUUAAGAAAUUGUUGAAAUGUGUCCACGCACUUCAACAAGAAGUUAAAAGCCAUUUUGAUUGCAUUAUAACUUUACAAGAAGAUAGAAACAAAAAUGAGGCUAAUAUUUCAAACACGAUUGAAACUUUUAAUUUGAAGAUUGAAACUAGCGCGAAAGAAGUUUUACGGCUGUCAACAGAUUUAAAAACAUUAGCAGAGCCCCGUGUGUGUUCACCUUACUUCUGUCAAAUUUAUUUGAAGACCGACAAAGUGUUCGCUGCAGGGUCAAUUAUUUCUACAUUCCAAAGUGUUAUGGAACGUAACGGCAGCCAUUUUAAUCAGACAACAGGAAAACUUGUAGCACCAGAUGAUCGAUGCUAUCUUGUUAUUGUAACGUUACAGGAGAGUGAUGGUAGACUGAUUAGUGUAAGGGUAUGUGUUGAAGGCAAUUCUAAAAAAAGUGUAUUUGUAACUUCAGCUGUCUGUGUUUCAACUAUUGUUGACAUGAAGAAAGGAGAAAAACUUUACUUUGAAUUAAUUUUGGCAGAAGUACGAGCUAAGCUACAAACUAGCAGUGGGUUCACUAUAGUUAGUUUAUAGAUGUGUAUCGUAAGUACAAAUUUUAAAACAUAAAAUAAGUAAGCUAAAGUGCUUUUAGAGAUCAUCUGCAUAUGUAGUUGUACGAAUUCUGAAAGCAAAGAUGGGAAAACCUAAUGUUGAUAUCGAUCAAUGUCUGUACCUAAAACUGCUAAAUUGUUUUUAGAGGUAAAUAUAUAAGAAGUGAACAAAAAAAUCGGGCUUGUGAGGUGGUAUACUUGUAAUAACUAAGCCUAUAGAGUUGUAUAUGUAAAAGGCAUAAUGAAAUCUAUCAAUAACAUAGCCUUUCUAGGUCCGAGGUUUGAUUAUCGUUCAAAGACUAGUAAAAGACACAUCAAUAAGUUAUGUCAAACACUAGCACCAAGUAUAGAGUAUCGAAUAUACCAAAUUUUAUUGCCAGUCUUAAUGAUCUCCUAUCUCGUUGUGGGUCUGUCAGAUAUUUGGUCACAUUUACGGUAAAACAUCUGAUCUUGGUGGGCCGUGUGGGGUCAGUCCAUCUGUACUUUGGGUUUAGGCCAUAUCAAAUAAAGAAAUGA